Phacochoerus africanus (Common warthog) is the source of this 5223-nucleotide messenger RNA. It is a transcript of the gene PWP2, whose product is annotated as PWP2 small subunit processome component. Gene Ontology annotation, biological process: ribosomal small subunit assembly; maturation of SSU-rRNA from tricistronic rRNA transcript (SSU-rRNA, 5.8S rRNA, LSU-rRNA). The transcript is spliced from 22 exons. NCBI's taxonomy places the organism in Eukaryota, Metazoa, Chordata, Mammalia, Artiodactyla, Suidae. The record is from RefSeq and is a predicted model, not a curated record. Bases 56 to 2989 code for a protein of 977 amino acids. Gene Ontology annotation, molecular function: protein binding. Gene Ontology annotation, cellular component: small-subunit processome; Pwp2p-containing subcomplex of 90S preribosome.
GUGGGCCGGAGGGCGGGGGGCAGAGGCUGCAAACAAGACACGUGUGGGGGCCAAGAUGAAGUUCGCUUACCGGAGCCGCCGCCUCUUCCAUCUUCCAUCGGGCCCCAGCUCCUUACAGGCCUGGCCUGGCCCUGGCUCGGCGCAGGCCUCCAGCAGUUCGGCCCCACACCCAGGGCGCCUCUGGUCUUCCUGCUCAGAGCGCUCCUCCCCUAUCCAGCUCCGGUCCCUUGUGUCGUCUCUCAUUCCGUUUUCCAAUUUGCUGGGGACGGUCUACCGGUGUGGAAACUUAAAUUUUACGUGUGAUGGGAAUUCCCUCAUCAGUCCCGUGGGAAAUAGAGUCACUGUGUUUGACCUUAAAAACAACAAGUCGGACACUCUGCCCCUGGCCACGCGGUACAACAUCAAGUGUGUUGGCCUGUCCCCCGAUGGCCGCCUGGCCAUCAUUGUCGACGAAGGGGGCAACGCGCUGCUGGUCAGCCUGGUCUGCAGAUCCGUGCUCCACCACUUCCACUUUAAGGGCGCCGUGCACAGCAUCGCCUUCUCCCCCGACGGCAGGAAAUUUGUGGUCACAAAAGGGAACGGCGCUCAGCUGUACCACGCCCCAGGGAGGCGGCGCGAGUUCAACGCCUUCGUCCUGGACAAGACUUACUUUGGGCCCUACGAUGAGACCACGUGCAUCGACUGGACGGACGACUCCAAGUGCUUCGUGAUCGGGAGCAAAGAUAUGUCCACGUGGGUGUUCGGGGCCGAGCGCUGGGACAACCUCAUCUACUACGCGCUAGGAGGCCACAGGGACGCCAUCGUGGCCUGCUUCUUCGAGGCCGACAGCCUGGACGUGUACACGCUCAGCCAGGACGGGGCCCUGUGUGUGUGGCAGUGUGACACCCCCCCUGCGGGCCUGAGGCUGAAAGCCCCCUCGGGCUGGAGGGCGGACCUGCUGCGGAGGGAGGAGGACGAGGACGCGGAGGACAACGAGGAGGAGGAGGAGAGCGCCGUCCGCGGGAAGGCGGCGCCGGCCGCCGAGGAGCAGCAGGGGAAAGUCAGAUACUCGCGGCUGGCCAAGUACUUUUUUAACAAAGAAGGCGAUUUUAACAACCUAACGGCCGCAGCGUAUCACAAGAAGGUCCAUCUCUUGGUCACCGGUUUUGCUUCCGGAAUGUUCCACCUUCACGAGCUCCCGGAGUUCAACCUCAUCCACUCCCUGAGCAUCUCGGACCAGAGGGUGGCGUCCGUGGCCAUCAACAGCUCCGGGGACUGGAUCGCCUUUGGGUGCUCAGGCCUGGGCCAGCUGCUGGUGUGGGAGUGGCAGAGCGAGUCCUACGUGCUCAAGCAGCAGGGUCACUUCAACAGCAUGGUGUCCCUGGCCUACUCCCCCGAUGGGCAGUACAUCGUGACCGGCGGGGACGACGGCAAGGUCAAGGUGUGGAACACCCUCAGUGGCUUCUGCUUCAUCACUUUCACCGAGCACUCGAGCGGGGUCACCGGCGUGACCUUCACCGCCACCGGCUACGUCAUCGUGACCUCUUCUAUGGACGGGACCGUGCGCGCCUUUGACCUUCACAGGUACCGGAACUUCCGCACCUUCACGUCCCCGCGCCCCACCCAGUUCUCCUGCGUGGCCGUGGACACCAGCGGGGAGGUGGUUGCUGCGGGCGCGCAGGACUCCUUCGAGAUUUUCAUCUGGUCCAUGCAGACGGGCAGGCUCCUUGACGUGCUCUCCGGCCACGAGGGGCCCAUCAGUGGUCUUUGCUUUAACCCCACAAAGUCGGUGCUGGCCAGCGCCUCCUGGGACAGGACAGUGCGCCUGUGGGACAUGGCGGACAGCUGGAGGACCACGGAGACGCUGGCCCUGACCUCUGACGCUCUGGCCGUGACCUUUCGCCCCGACGGCGCAGAGCUGGCUGUGGCCACCCUGAACUCGCAGAUCACCUUCUGGGACCCCGAGAACGCCGUGCAGACGGGCUCCAUCGAGGGCAGGCACGACCUCAAGUCGGGCAGGAAAGAGCUGGACAAGAUCACCGCCAAGCACGCGGCCAAGGGCAAGGCCUUCACCGCGCUGUGCUACUCGGCGGACGGCCAGAGCGUCCUGGCGGGAGGGAGGUCCAAGUUCGUGUGCAUCUACCACGUCAGGGAGCAGAUUCUCAGGAAGAGGUUCGAGAUUUCCGGCAACCUCUCCCUGGACGCCAUGGAGGAAUUUUUGAACCGAAGGAAAAUGACAGAGUUUGGCAACCUGGCGCUCAUCGACCAAGACGCGGCGGAGGAGGCUGGGGUCGCCAUCCCGCUGCCGGGUGUAAAGAAGGGUGACAUGAGCUCUCGCCACUUCAAACCCGAGAUCAGGGUGACUUCGCUCCGCUUCUCUCCCACCGGGCGCUGCUGGGCGGCCACCACCACCGAGGGGCUCCUCAUCUACUCCCUCGACGCCCGGAUGCUCUUUGACCCAUUUGAGCUGGACACCAGCGUCACUCCUGCGCGCGUCCGGGCGGCGCUGCGCCAGCAGGACUUCACCCGGGCGAUUCUGAUGGCCUUCCGGCUCAACGAGAGGAAGCUGCUGCAGGAGGCCCUGGAGUCGGUGCCCUGGGACGAGGUCGAGGUCGUCAGCUCCUCCCUGCCGGACCUGUACGUGGAGAAGGUGCUGGAGUUUCUGGCUUCGUCCCUGGAGGUGUCGCACCAUCUGGAGUUCUACCUCGUGUGGGCGCAGAAGCUGCUCAUGGCGCACGGGCAGAAGCUCAAGGCCAGGGCGGGGACGCUGCUGCCGGCGGUUCAGUUCCUCCAGAAGAGCAUCCAGCGCCACCUCGACGGCCUCUCCAAGCUGUGCGACUGGAACCGCUACAGCCUCCGGUUCGCGCUGGCCGUCUCCCAGCAGCGGGGCCUGAAACGCGCCUCGGAAGCGCCAGGCAGCGAAGUGGAAGCGGACGGGUCUGACGAGGACGACGAGAGCCUGCACCUGCUCGGGGCGGGACCUGGGGACGCCGACAGGCCGCGCCCAUAGAUCGGGCCACCUUCAGAGCCCCGUGGGGCCAGCUGGGACCUGUCGGGACCCCAGCAGCAGGUGGCCGGGAGCAGGAGCGUGUCUCCUGGUGUCACGGGGACCUGCUUCGCUCUAAGAAGCAAACUUGGCCGCAGAGUCAGCACACAAGUGUCCCGUCCCCAGGAGCUGGCUGCGUGGGACACGCCUGGCCGAGGCCAAGGGCCCUCAUGUAUAGACUCAGACUUUGUGUGAGAGUUUUUAUAUUUUUAAUGUAAAGUUUCGACGAUAAGCUCAGGGAUGAAGAGGGGGUUUUUCCAGUGUGUGCGUGCGGGUGAAGUCUGACCCCUGAGGGUGAAGGGCUGUGGCACGUCUGGGAUGUGACUGUCGUGCGGGGGGUUGGGGCCAGAGCGCAAGUCAGCGUGACCGUUCUCCAGACAGAGGCCUGUGGCUUAGGAGUCACGAGCUGGGCCCUCAUGUCCCUUGUGCCACCAGCUUAUCUUUGGCGCCAGCCCCUUUGUCGCUGCAGAGACACCCAGAGGGUGAUCCAUCCACCGCCAGGAUUUCUGUCGGUGGCCUGGAGAGCCAGCUGCCUAAAGGAAGUGGCCUGUCAGAGCCCACGGUGCUCCUGGGGCACAUGCGAUGGAAUCCAGGUGACAGGGUCUGGCCUUUUAUGUGCAGUCUGGUUUCACAGCCUGUGGGGCCGCGUGCAGGGCCUCCCACCCACCAGCAGGGCAGAACUUCUGGCACAAAGCCCCUGCCUGGCGCCCCGGCGGGGCAAGCCGUGCACUGGAGGCUGCGUGUGACACCUGGAGAUGUGGCGGCGCUGCGGGGAGGGGCUGCGCCCAGCCCCCCCGGUCUGUGGCUCUGAGAGCGGCAGGCCUGCACCCUCAGCGCCCACAGCCUUGCGGAACAGCGCCGUCUGUUCUCAGAUCAAAGAGUGACGCUUCCCUUACUUCUAAGCCGAACCUGGUCUCCUGAGACAGGCCGGGACCAGGGACACGUGGCUGCAGUGCUCGCACCCGGACAGACGUCUCCUGGAGCAGCAGAUGCGCAGAAACCACAAGGGACUAAAAGCAGCUGUGUGUCUGUGCGGUCAGGGCAGACGUGGACCCAAACCGUAGAACCCGCUGCCGCUUCUGAAGAGCCCCGCGCAAAAGCAGGGCAUACGGGCCCCCGUGCACACCACCGAGGGGGGUGGGCAGACCUCCUAAGCCACCGCCCCGGACCCCUGGACCCGCCCCGUCCAAGGAGCAGGGAGCGCGGGACCUGCUGCGCCUUCUUGCCCCCGCUUCCCCGCUACAGCAGGCGCCCAGGUAAAGGAGGCCCAGAACCCAGGUCCGACAGGUCACGUGGUGCCUGACGUGGGGUGCUUGUCCCCUUUCUGGGAGCCUUGGGGACCACCAAACAGCCUUCCCGUGGGUGACAAGCAGCUGCCUGAACCUUGUUUCAGUGUCACCACGUUUGGUCAGUCUGCCUUCCUGGCCCCGGGGCCUCGGUCCCUCAUCCAGGCAGUGUCACCCUUCUCCCGAGUCUCUCCUCUCCUGCACCUGGAGAGGGCCUCAGGCAGCUCCAGCCUCCUCUCCUGGGCGCAGAUCUGCCGAAACGGCACCACAGGGUACUGAGGCCUUGGGGUACAGACAGUCCAGCCUUGGGUUAAAUGCCUGUGGGAUUUUAAAGAGCGGAAAGUUGGGGGUGGGGCAAAGAAUGGAGUUCCCUGGGUACCCAGUGGCCUAGGGGUUAAGAACCCACCCUUGUCACUGCUGUGGUGUAGGUUCAAUUCCUGGCCCAAGAACUUCCAGGGAAAAAAAAAGAAAGCACUCCCACUGGGGUGCCAUGGCAUGGGUGGCACCUGCAGCGUCAGAACACGGGUUUGAUCCCCAGCCCAGCCCAGUGGUUAAAGGAUCCGGUGCUGCCACAGCUGUGGGGUAGUUCGCAACUGCGGCUUGGAUCUGAUCCCUGGCCUGGGAACUCCAUGAGCUGUGGGGCAGCCAAAAGAGAAAAAGCAAGGGGAAAGGGGCUUGCCCUUCCCUCCUCCGCCUCUGCAGGAUGACCGCUCUCCCGGGGCUCUUGGGAACCAUCUGAUCCAACUCCCAGACCCAGGGGAACCGAGAGAGGCCUUUUAAAAGUCACAAAACUGGGAGGUUUCUGGGUCUUCUGCCUCUAUGUGAAAACCAACUUGUAAACGAGCUGUAUUUAAUUGGCUUAAUGGGAACUUAGCACUUACAUAAAGUCUCCGAAAUGUAAAAGACCCACCA